Messenger RNA from Bradysia coprophila, 2103 nucleotides. RefSeq names its product bifunctional purine biosynthesis protein ATIC. The record is from RefSeq and is a predicted model, not a curated record. Gene Ontology annotation, cellular component: cytosol. Gene Ontology annotation, molecular function: phosphoribosylaminoimidazolecarboxamide formyltransferase activity; IMP cyclohydrolase activity. NCBI's taxonomy places the organism in Eukaryota, Metazoa, Arthropoda, Insecta, Diptera, Sciaridae. Gene Ontology annotation, biological process: 'de novo' IMP biosynthetic process.
UAACGAAACGAAUUCAAACAAGUGGUCGGAGUUGUUGCUAAGAACUUUUUUUUUUGUUCAUUCGAGUAUUUGAUUUUAGUCAAUUUACAAUUUUGAUUGAAUUAAAUAAAUUUUGGUGUUCCAUCUAUCGCGAUAUCAAUUGUCAGAACAUUGUAUUUUCUGUCGAGAAGUAGUGUUUCCAUUCGACACAUAAUUUCAGCGAAGUUUUCAAUCAACUUCAGUUCUAACCAGGCGUCCUAAUUAAAUCCAACGAAUUUUUGGAAAUCAUGUCUCCGCCGAAAAUUGCACUACUAAGCGUUUCGGACAAAACGAACGUCAUUUCAUUCGCAAAGAAACUGGUUGAUCUCGGUUUCAAUUUGGUGGCAAGUGGAGGAACGGCAACAUCGCUACGCAAUGAGGGUCUAUCUGUAAGAGAUGUGUCCGACAUCACCAAUGCCCCCGAAAUGCUAGGUGGUCGAGUAAAAACCCUACAUCCAGCUGUGCACGCCGGUAUUCUAGCUCGUGUAUCCGACACCGACAAAGCCGAUAUGACCAAACAAAGCUACGAUUACAUUCAGCUGGUCGUUUGUAAUUUGUAUCCAUUCGUUAACACCGUUUCCAAACCGAAUGUGACGGUUGCGGAUGCGGUUGAAAAUAUUGAUAUCGGUGGAGUGACCUUGUUGCGAGCCGCAGCAAAGAAUCACGGUCGCGUGACGGUUAUCUGUGAUCCAUUGGAUUACGAUAGGGUCUUGUUGGAGAUCAAAUCUAAUGGCGAUACAACGGAAGAAACGCGCCAGAAAUUGGCACUGAAAGCAUUCACCCAUACGGCUCAGUAUGAUGACGCCAUUUCCGACUAUUUUCGAAAGCAAUUUUCGUCGAACGUGUCGCAGCUAACAUUGAGGUAUGGCAUGAAUCCACAUCAAAAACCGGCCCAACUAUUUACUACAUUGGAACAGUUGCCACUGAAGGUCGUUAACGGUUCGCCAGGCUUCAUCAACUUGUGUGAUGCGUUAAACGGAUGGCAACUUGUCCGUGAACUGAAGAAAGCCCUGAAUCUUCCGGCUGCCACAAGUUUCAAGCACGUUUCACCAGCUGGAGCAGCUGUAGGCUAUCCUUUGUCGAAGGAACAAGCAAAACUGUGUAUGGUCGACGACAUUUUCGAUAUGUUAACACCUCUAGCAACAGCCUAUGCUAGAGCCCGAGGCGCUGACAGAAUGUCGUCAUUCGGCGAUUUUGUGGCAUUGUCAGAUGUUUGCGACGUUGCAACGGCUAAAAUUAUUUCACGAGAAGUUUCCGACGGUGUCAUAGCGCCCGGAUACACCCCAGACGCACUGGAGUUGCUGAAGAAGAAAAAGAACGGAUCGUACUGUGUGUUACAGAUCGAUGAACACUACGAACCGAGUCCAAUCGAACGAAAAACGUUGUUCGGACUUCAAAUGGAACAAAAACGAAACGAUUGCCUGAUCAACAAAGAUCUAUUCUCAUCGGUUGUAUCGAAAGAACAAAUUCUACCGGAAUCUGCCGUACGGGAUUUGAUUGUCGCAACUAUUGCACUGAAGUACACCCAAAGUAAUUCGGUGUGCUUUGCGCGAGACGGUCAGGUGAUCGGUAUUGGAGCGGGUCAACAAUCACGAAUUCAUUGCACUAGAUUGGCCGGUGACAAAGCAGAUAAUUGGUGGCUACGGCAGCAUCCCAGAGUUACAUCAAUGAAAUUUAAGAAAGGAGUCAAACGAGCCGAAAUUUCCAAUGCAAUCGACAAUUUUGUUAACGGAACCGUUGGAAAGGACAUGCCGUUAGACUUCUUCAAAUCGAUGUACGACGAAGUACCAGUAUUCCUGACAGACUCGGAGAAACUCGAUUGGAGCAAGAAAUUGUCCAAAGUUGCACUAGCGUCGGAUGCUUUCUUCCCGUUCCGUGAUAACAUCGACAGAGCUAAAAUGAGCGGUGUGUCUUACAUUGGAAGCCCAUCAGGUUCGACGAACGAUGCUGAUGUGAUAAAUGCAUGCAAUGACCAUGGAAUCGUAAUGGCUCACACGAAUCUUCGGCUGUUCCAUCAUUAGCGGGCAGUUCAGUUUAUAAAAAUGUUUGAUUCAAUGAAUCGUUAGUUGGAAGAGGAUUUCAAUU